AUGAUUUCGGCCCAGAAUCCGGCUAAUAGCAGUCGAAAUCCCAUAAACAUUCCUGUCCAAGGCAAGAAGGUCAAGCUCGGACCGCUCAAGGCUCUUGCGGGAGGGAUCUCAUACGCGACCUGUGGCACCACCUACAAGAGCAAUAACCUUAUGCCAACAUCGGAGGAACCAAGAAAGGAAUAUUGUACCAAGGAGGUUACCCAAAUGGAGACUCUCAGCAGUAGGGUCGAACCCACAGGCGGAAUCCCGGUAGGUCAAGUCCAAACUCCAAGACCAAUUCAAUACUAUACAAUUACCCUUGUCCCACCGUUUGCUUCCUUUGUCGCGCCACUUUUAUCAAUACAUCCACCGACUAUGCCGUGGAGGGUAGAGGCUUGA
Messenger RNA from Fraxinus pennsylvanica, 378 nucleotides. The record is from the annotation of a GenBank genome assembly. Lineage: Eukaryota; Viridiplantae; Streptophyta; Magnoliopsida; Lamiales; Oleaceae.